Oncorhynchus tshawytscha (Chinook salmon) is the source of this 3928-nucleotide messenger RNA. RefSeq lists its product as uncharacterized. The record is from RefSeq and is a predicted model, not a curated record. The transcript is spliced from 2 exons. Bases 27 to 2819 code for a protein of 930 amino acids. NCBI's taxonomy places the organism in Eukaryota, Metazoa, Chordata, Actinopteri, Salmoniformes, Salmonidae.
ACAGGGAAAGGGACAGGGAGGGGGUAAUGGUGGAGAGACGCCCAACACCCCUCACCCACAGGCCCAUCUCCAUGCCCCUGGAGAGGCUACUGCAGGGACAGCUCUCCCUCUGCUCCCCCGACCAGGAGCAGACUGACCUGGGUGCAGACACACUCAUCGGAACGUCCCCCUUUAACCAGCCCGGGUCCCACUCUGUGGAACUCGUCGUCGAAUCAUCCACCUCCCUUGAGCACAAAGUGUUCACCCCUUCCAUCAAUCACAACAACGCACAGGAUAACACCACAGAGUCUGACCAAUCAGAUGAGACCUCCUACCUGGUCAUUGGCCGAGGAGGAGGAACUGUAGAUGGUGACUCCAAAGACCAAUCACAAGACAGAGUCAACCCACCCAGCAAAGCUGAGGACGUUUCUUCUCGCCAAAGGACAUUGUGUCACCUCAGCAGCUCAACAGAGACAGAGAGCAACUGUUUACACGUACCAAGUGAGAGCAGACCAGAGACAACAUUACUUAGUACAACAAACACAGCAACUUCCUCCUCUCCUUCCUCUGAUCUCCCCAUCUCCCUACUGAAUGUGGACCGGUCCGAUCUGCAGAUCCCCGUCCCCCUACAGGACAGCAUCAUCUCACAUCUCAUUGACGCCGUAUCCCUCAGCAACGAUACCACCUACGGGUCUAUUUCCGCUCUGAUUGGUCAGUUUGACCUCACCGGCGACCAGAAUGAUUUCACAAUGAACUCUGACCCCCACACCCUCAGUGUCAUGUCCUGUCUGUCCGAUCCUGCUGUCUGGGACUCCAGCACACCCUAUAAGGUUACCAUAGACUAUACCACCCAAUAUAAAGACCCACACACCAUCUCCUCCCCCCGCAAGGCAAUGAACGGACCUAUCACUCCUCGAAAAGCAAGCCAGACCCCUAACCACGCGAACCAGAAUCUACUCUCACCCCACCCCAAAACCUCCCACACAGACCCCAAUGCCCCCCUUCUCUUCUCCAGUCCUGAGACCACAGAGCUGGAGGAGGUCUAUACCAUCCUGGAUGAGGAGGUCUUGUCUCCAGUCUCUGUCUACAACCUGAAGAAGCAGACCAUCGGCAACAUCCAGGCUGACUCUGAGGAGAGCACACCCAUGGGAAGCCUGGAGCCUUCCCCAGCCAAGGUGCCUCCUCUCCUGGGGAUAGAAGGCAAUGGCAGCUUGGUGGGCUCACGGAGGGGUGUGGUGGAGGAGAAAGGAGAGGGCUACGGGGGUGAGUGUGAUCCUAAAAGGUUGGGGUCAGUGGGAGAGUGGGGGUUGUCGUGGGGUUACACGUGCUCGUCCAACAACAGUACAGUGUCUGACCAAUUCCUGUUGUGCCACGACACGGAAGGAAGUAGUCUGAUGGAGGUGGAAAUUAACGUAGACAAGGAUCCACUGGAGAUGACCCUGACAUUACCGAGACACAACCAUACCUGGGUCGCUACCAGCCCAACCAAAUGCUACGCUGCUCCUCAACUCCAGCUCUCCCAAUGUUCUUCACCCGUCAAACAGCCCUCACACCAGCCCUCCCCUCACCAAGCCCCAUUGACAACCCCUCAAACUCAGCCCUCCCCCUGCAAAGGGCCCCCCAACCCCAGCCCCCUCCUCCUGAACAGCCAUCCUUCCACUCAUAGCAGACACAUUACCAGAGCCUUCACCCAGCAGCACAGUUACAAUGGUCCCACCCAGCCCCAGACCAGGAGCUACCAGGGUGGGACAGGGGAAGGACAGGGUCAGAGAGAAGCGUCAGCCUGCUUCCAGAAUGGGUUCUCCUCCUCAGAGUGUCUGUCUGUUCUUUCUGGUCCAAGGUCUGUUAGCCUCCCCAGAGACAGAGGCCUGUACUCCCCCAGCUCAGACUGUAGUGUGGACUCCAGCCAGCGAGACUACGACUGCUUCAGACACUCCACUGCCUCGGGCUCCCACUACACCCAGCCCCAACCCCAUCCCAAAACAGACACCCAGCUCCAACCCCUGACCCAAACCCAACCCCAAUCAGACACCCAGCCCAAGCCACAAACCCAGCUCCAACCCCAAUCUGGUUGCCCAUCACUGCCCCUUUUGGGCUCCACCCUCACCCCUCCUCUACCUAUCCUCAGACCAUCCACAGCCCCCAGCCCCUGCAAGUCCAAGUCUCUGGGUGACCUGACAUCUGAGGACAUCUCCUGCAACUUCCACAGCAAGUACAACAUCAUCAGCCACAGCUUUAUCACCCCCUGUAUGAGGGAGCGGAGGAGGAUGAGGGGCCUGGGAGGUCUGUCCCAACGGCUGCAGUCUGCAGACCCCCUCACUGAGCAGUUACGCAAACUAGUCACCCUAGAGGGGGAUGACAGAGACGGGGACAGACCCCAGUCACCCCAGCUUACCCAGUUACAGAUACCCCCCAAACCCUUCAUACCCCCAUCCUGCCCCUCCUCAAACUUUGUCCCUGACACCCAGGAGGACUCCCCGCCCCUCCUCUCUCGCCGUCUCUCCUCUCGGAGCCAGAGCCGUGUGCGUCACAUCAACAAUCGUGCUCGAGAGAGGCAGCGGGAGGCUCUAAAGCCCCGGGACAUGAGCGCCCCCUCCAGCGUGGGAGGGGUAGUGCUGCGUACUAAAGUAGCAGCAUGUCAGAACCCCCUAGCUAACAGACACUCCACAGGCUCUUACAUAGCGGGCUACCUGGACCAGCUGGAGGAAAGGGGGCUGUCUGAGGGGGGGUGCACCACACUGGGGUACGGAUACGGAGAUCAUUAUCAUGAUGACUCUCUGCUGCCCACAGACUCCUGUAUACAAUCAGAACCGGAGGUCUACUUUCUGCUCAGACUCUGAACCCACUUCCUGGUUAUCACCUACAUAGAAUGAUGUAUAAUGUACUUCCAAAAUGCAGCAAAUCAGCUUCCUGCUUAGGACCAAGGAAAAAAACAUAUAUCAUGGUUGGGCUGUCCAAUAAUACUUUCAGAUAUAAAGUCAAGUACCUGAUUGGGUCUGACAGUCUUGUCUGUUAAUGUAAAUAUGUUUUUUAUUCUUCUUCAUGUCCUGAUCAGAAUGUUCUUUAAAUGUAGUUUGAACAGACUGUUAAACUACUUCCUACUUUGAUUGUACCCAUUUCCUGUCCUGUCUGUUCUUGUAAUUCUACUUCCUGUUCAAGCUAACGCCAUCUACUAUAAAGCAGAAAAUAAGGAAACUUUAGAAAUGUGUUUAACUCUGAAGGGAAGUGUUGUCUUGGUCUUUGUACAUUUUAAAUGUGUAUUAGUAUUAUCAGAGGCCCACAGACAUCAAUGCAAUGUCUAUUCCACGUUAGUUCAACAUUAAAAUGACGUGGAGACAAUGUUGAAUCAACCAGUGUGUGCCCAGUGGGUGACCACUUUUAAGGGAUGGGAUCUGUUGCAUCAAAGAUCUUCCUCAAGUGUUCCUUCUCCUCUGAUUGUCCUCUGUGUGCUGGUGUUGUUGGUACAUAUUCUGCUGUAGAUUCGUUUUUAAUUUAAGGUGUUGUCAUUUAGUUGUUCUGUUUUCUGCAUGUUAAAUAUCCAGCAUGACUAUGCAUCGAUCUGUAGACAUCACAGUGCACUACUAUCUUUUCACAGAGUAAGUAAUAGUGGGAUUGGAUGAAAUACUCGGACUUCUCACUUUCUAAUAUUUUAAACAUUAUGACAUAUUUGAAACUUUUUGAGUUUACAUGCUUGAAUUUUUUUUUUACAAUUCAUUUAAUACAGACUGCAAAAAAAAGGCUGAAAAUUGGGAGCUGGUUAUUAAAAAAAUGUUAACAAGAACUGAAACACACAGUGGAAUAGGUAGGGAAGGGUUUCGACGAGACCAAGAUGCAUGUUUUUAUUCUUCUUUUCAGUGUUAAACCCUUUUUUCUUUGUAUGGUCACUCGGAACAUUACUGUGAGCAUUUUCCUACUGAUGUAAUAAAAUUCAUAAAAAAUGUGACUUGAA